AUGCCUCGCGGACUGAUGAUCAAGCGUAGGAGAGGUGUGAGCGCUGUGUCGUACCGCGUGCGGAUAGAAGAGGAGGAUGCGCCGCGCGUCACGCACGCGCCUGAAGUUUUCCCACUUUUCUCUCUCCCGCUGCGCGCACAGACGGCUCCGCGUGCGCCCCCAGUGCCGUUUGGAAUCCCCGAGGCCCUGCACCCGCUGCACAGUCCCACGCGCCCCGUGAGCCGCGAGCACAAGCGGCGCUUCAGCCCCUUGACCCCGGAGUCUUUCAGCGCACGCGCCGCGCUCCCGGAGCCGGAGUCAGGAGACGCGCCUGAAAUCACCUCCACGCGCACAGACUCAAGGGCCAAGCGCACGCGCCUGGAGGAGCGGAAAAAGAAGACACCUGCGCGGAGACUUCAGGUGCGCGAUGACGUCACUACGUCCCCGGUGCUUGGGCUGAAGAUUAAAAAGGCGGCACCGGAGCCGCGGGCGCAGGCGCCUGUCGCGGGGCUCCUAUGUCAGCUCUGCCGCGAGACCUUCCCGGAACCGCUGGCGCUCGCGCAACACCGGUGCUCGCACAUAGUGCGCGUGGAGUACCGCUGCGACUGCGGCAAAGCGUUCAGCUGCAGCGCUAACCUGGCCUCUCACCGCCGCUGGCACCAGCCCCGCGUACACGCGCACAGCGACUCGGACUCUGCCGAGGACGCGCCUCACGAGUGCGCGCGCUGCGGGAAACGCUUCAAAAGACUCGCGUCUAUGCGCAAGCACGAGGCGCGGCACGAGGACGCGGCACCCAUCAAUCUGAGCGCGUGCCAUAGAGCCGCGGUCAGAGGGCACGCGCCGGUUCACCUGCACGCGCUCAGCACAUGAGUCCUGACCAAGACCCUGGACCAAGACCCUGGACCAAGACC
Messenger RNA from Periophthalmus magnuspinnatus, 890 nucleotides. Its product is annotated as insulinoma-associated protein 1a-like. Gene Ontology annotation, biological process: regulation of cell cycle process; negative regulation of transcription by RNA polymerase II; neuron differentiation. Bases 1 to 849 code for a protein of 282 amino acids. The record is from RefSeq and is a predicted model, not a curated record. Gene Ontology annotation, cellular component: nucleus; transcription repressor complex. Gene Ontology annotation, molecular function: RNA polymerase II cis-regulatory region sequence-specific DNA binding; DNA-binding transcription repressor activity, RNA polymerase II-specific. The transcript has a single exon. Lineage: Eukaryota; Metazoa; Chordata; Actinopteri; Gobiiformes; Gobiidae.